UUAUAUGAGCACUGCUCCACUACCCCUAACCCACUUUUUCUUCAACUUUUCUCUCUGACAAACAUUUCCUUCCCAGCGAACCAAAUGCAAAGCUCAUCAAUGGCUUCUCUAACCUCUGCUCCGAGAACCAUCUCUACCUUCAAAAAAUUACCCAGCAUAGGAUCACUACCCACUGCUUCACCUACUGUUAAAACACUACAGUUGAAGCUUACGAACCCAGCUCUCUCCCAAAGCUUCAAGAUCUACUCCACCCCACCGAAAAGUCCAAACUUUUUACUAUCCAAAAGAUUAUUCACCUGCAAAAGCCACGACGAUCCAUCAGGAUCUGCAAUAUCCGCCAAAGUUCAAGAACUGCACGUGUACGAGAUCAACGAUCUUGAUCGUGGAAGCCCUGCCGUUCUCCGACUGAGCCAAAAGCCCGUCAAUUCCCUUGGCGAUCUCGUUCCCUUCACCAACAAACUGUUCACGGGAGACCUGAAAAAACAAUUGGGAAUCACACAGGGACUAUGUGUUUUGAUCGAAAACAAACCGGAGAAGAAAGGUGACCGGUUCGAGGCGACAUAUAGCUUUAACUUCGGAGAAUACGGUCACAUGGCGGUGCGGGGGCAGUAUUUGACCUACGAGGACACGUACCUCUCCGUGGUGGGCGGCUCUGGGAUCUUCGAGGGGGUGUACGGCCAGGUGAAGCUGGAGCAAAUUGUGUAUCCCUUCAAAAUCUUCUACACAUUUUACUUGAGGGGGAUCAAGGAUUUGCCCGUCGAGCUACUCGGGAAGCCUGUGGAGCCCAACCGAACCAUCGACCCCAUUCUUUACUAUGCUUCUCACUGGAAACCUAUUUUACAUGUCUUGCUCUCCAAAUAUUUUGCACAACCAAAGCUCGUUUCCAGCGUUGACAAACAAAAUGCUUGAGUAUUUGCUGUUUUGCUCUUCUUAAAAUUGAUGUAAUUGAGUUGGAUGAGCGCGUCUUUGAUGUUUGCUUCAGAUUAUGGAUCGGUUUGACUCAAUAUUACCCUGUGCUUUUGCUA
This is a messenger RNA of Carya illinoinensis, 1025 nucleotides long. Its product is annotated as allene oxide cyclase, chloroplastic-like. The transcript is spliced from 3 exons. Bases 85 to 909 code for a protein of 274 amino acids. Gene Ontology annotation, molecular function: allene-oxide cyclase activity. The record is from RefSeq and is a predicted model, not a curated record. Lineage: Eukaryota; Viridiplantae; Streptophyta; Magnoliopsida; Fagales; Juglandaceae. Gene Ontology annotation, biological process: jasmonic acid biosynthetic process.